UUUGUUUACCUGUGCAGGUUAAGAACCUUUAGAAUUAAAAGUACACUGCACUACUGAACAAAUUGUGUGCUUUGUAAAACAUUAAAAUUAGUCAAUACCAAAUAUGUUACGAAUCUGUGCACUUAACGAGGACUCGGACGACAGUAGCAGCUGUAGUGAUAACGAAAAUGCGAGUGAACCCAAAGAUGCAGAAACAGCUAUCCUGUCCGAAUACCUUGAUGCAUUGAAAUUAAAAGAUCAAAAUCAGUUGGAUAAGGCAUUAGCAGCUUUCUUGAAAUUGAUCGAUAGCGAAGUGCUAAUUAACAUAACAAACGAUGCGCAAAACAAGCUAUUUAUGAUAAAAUACAACUGCCACCGUAAUAUUGGUUUGAUCUAUAAGGAAAAGAACGAUUCGUACUUAGCACUCGAACAUCUCUGUAAAGCAGUGGAUAUGGAUGAAACAGAUGUCUAUACUGUAUACAGUCUUGCUAAACUAGCCUUUUCUAUCGGACAAAUACAUAUAGCGAAGAUAUGCUACGAAAAAUGCGUUGCCCGAAACCCAGACCAUUGGCCAAGUCUGGAAGGAUUGCUCCAGUUGUUUUGCGAGACCGGAAACGUUAUAGAAGCUUUUGCGUGGGCUAUGCAUUGCUACCGGAAGGACAGUACGUACAAGGGAGCCAUCAACGUGCUAGCGGAAAUCAAAACAUAUUUCCUCCCCACUGUGCCUUUUCUAGAGGAGCUGUUUCAGGUUACGUUUAGGAAAGAUGAGGCACUUAAGCAAUGUACAAUAACUUCCAAACACGGAUAUUUUCUUCCUCGAUUGUUAGAUAUUUCGUGAGCGUUGUACUAUGUUAGUACUAGGUAGAUAAUUGAAAUAAUUCGAAGGUUGGUCUCAUAAUUCUUGACGAAGUGAAAAGCAGGUUAUGUUUCGAUUCGCAGCUUAUAAGUUUGUUUUAUUUUUUGCGAAGACAUCAAUUCCAAAUUUGGUUUUGUACUAGUAAAAGGUAAUAGUUCAUUAACACAUCGUACUACGUUUGUCAAGCUGAAAUCCUAAGUAGAUGAAAAAAGACAACUGUACUAAUUUGAGUAGUAUUUAAAACAACUUUUAAUUAAGUCAGAAAAACCAAGAAUUAAAUUUUAGCAGUAGACAUGUGUUUAGAAAAAAGCGAUUAAAGCACCCAUGUUGUACAUUUCUAAUCAUUUCAACCAAACAAGGCUUAUUUUAAAAUUUAAUUUGACUAUUAGAAAUUUUUAAAAGUAACAUGAUAAACGAUUCUGUUAAGAAUUGACAACAUCGCAUCUAUUAAAAACGCGCCAAAAUAUCCCCCAGUCGUCUUUAAGUGCCAGUUGUCAGAAGCAGUUUGAAAAACAAUAA
Wyeomyia smithii (pitcher-plant mosquito) is the source of this 1354-nucleotide messenger RNA. RefSeq names its product calcineurin-binding protein cabin-1-like. Gene Ontology annotation, molecular function: nucleosome binding; protein binding. Gene Ontology annotation, cellular component: nucleus. The transcript is spliced from 3 exons. NCBI's taxonomy places the organism in Eukaryota, Metazoa, Arthropoda, Insecta, Diptera, Culicidae. The record is from RefSeq and is a predicted model, not a curated record. Gene Ontology annotation, biological process: chromatin organization. The coding region runs from base 104 to 817 and encodes 237 amino acids.